GUAUUUUUUUGUGAGUAUGAGCAUAACUGGUUUUAAAAUGGUACAAGAGAAAAUGUCUGAGCACUUGAACUGUACAACCGAACUAUCUGUUCUUUAUUUGGCUUUAAUGCACUCUUCUAAUAAUGUAGCUGUUAAUAACAUCUAGCUUUGUAUGUAUAAGUUAAAUGAACUUAUUGUUAGUCACUUUGAACAAAACAUCCUCCAGUGUAGUGUAUGUGUCAUGAUUCUGUUAUUUUGCGUCUGUGGUUUCCUGUUGUAUUUUGAAGUUUAACCCCUGUGCAUCAUGUUUUGCAUCCCUUGCUUUACUUCCUGUUCUCUCGCUGUGCUCACCAGUCUGUUGUCUCUCCGGCCAAUCGGCCCCUCUCUUGUUUCUAGUGUUUUCCAUUUAUUUCCUUCACCUGUGUUGCUCCAUCUCUCUCCACCUGCACCUCAUCCCCCGUUAGUUGUAUGUAUAUAUAGUCUAUGUCUUUCCUCCUGUCAGUUCGUCCUGUGUUCCCCUAUGGUUCACCUGCGUGUUCUGCCUUAACCCAUUCCCAUGUCUUCCAGUGUCUUAUCUUACCUCAUGGAAGUACAGGAAGCAGUGUUUGCAGUAUGCCAUCUGUAUGGGUAUAUGUGAGAGAGAACACAGCGUGCCGCCAGUGCUGCAAGAUGAUGCCACUCUGUUGGUCUGUACUGUUGCUCUGUCUUUACACCAAUGCAGAGGACAUUGCAGUGUACAGGUGGGAAGGAGAAAGUGUCACCUUAAAGUGUUCGUCUGAAGGAUGUCCCCGAAGCGUUGAAGAGUCUAUCGGGAUGUAUCUGAAUCGACAAGAUUGUAAGGGAGAGGAAGAGGAAGAGGUGCUUUACUAUCACAGACGAAGAAUCAGCCCGCGACAAAGAUUCAGCGGCAGGGUUUUAACAACCGGAUCCCUGAUGAACCACACCAUCACCAUCAGCAGCCUGACCAUCGAGGACGCUGGUCUCUACCGCUGUGUCUACGUGAAUAAAAACUAUGAUCGAGUCAAAUGCAAUGGCUACACACUUGUUGUAAGAGAGGACAUUGCAGUGUACAGAUGGGAAGGAGAAAGUGUCACCUUAAAGUGUUCGUCUGAAGGACGUCCCAGCAAUGCUGAAGAGUAUAAUGGGUUGUAUCUGUAUCGACAAGAUUGUAAGGGAGAGGAAGAGGAAGAGGUGCUUCACCAUCACGGACGAAAUGGAAGAAUCAGCCCGCAACAAAGAUUCAGCGGCAGGGUUUUAACAACCGGAUCCCUGAUGAACCACACCAUCACCAUCAGCAACCUGACCAUCGAGGACGCUGGUCUCUACCGCUGUGUCUACGUGAAUAAAAACUAUGAUCGAGUCAAAUGCAAUGGCUACAGACUUGUUGUAAGAGAGGACAUUGCAGUGUACAGAUGGGAAGGAGAAAGUGUCACCAUAAAGUGUUCGUCUGAAGGACGUCCCAGCAAUGCUGAAGAGUAUAAUGGGUUGUAUCUGUAUCGACAACAAUUUCAGGAAGACAAAGAGGUGCUUUACUAUCACAGACAAAGUGACAAAAUCAGCCUGCAAAAAAGAUUCAACAGCAGGACUGAAACAACCGGAUCCCUGAUGAACCUCACCAUCACCAUCAGCAGCCUGACCAUGGAGGACGCUGGUUUCUACCGCUGUGUCUACGUGAGGGAAAAUGAUCAUAGAGACCAAUGCAAAGGCUACAUACUUAUUGUAAGAGGAAAGCCUUCUGUCCCUCCCAACCAAAGUCCAUCUCUGGCGUUAGUCGUCAUCGCCACGAGUGCCAUCAGUUCGCUGCUGACGGUGAUCUUCAUCCUGCUGAUCCAGAGGAUAAAACAAUGGACUUGGGCCAGAACAAUAACAACGCAGAGGGUCUCCAACAAUAAUGUGUACGAGGUGAUGACCAGGAACGCCCCCCGCCCUCCAGCAGCUCCAGAGUAGUCACCGCCAAGUCCGUAUAACGUUGCUUAGCUUUGUGGAUCAAAUAUUAUUCGGUGGGGGUUGGUUUACUUCUUCUGGUUUACUACUUGCUCGAUCAUAUUUUGAAGUGAUUUAAAAAACGUACAUGAGACUAAUUUAAAGCCAAUCACAUUGUUGGGAAACUGUCAGCCAAAUCAAUGUAUCCUCACUGUUGUUUGUAUUAAUUGUCAUGUUUGAACUUUGUUUUAACAUUUUUAUGGCUGUAUUUGAUGCAUGAAUAAAGUUCUUCAUGGUCUCAUACACUA
Acanthopagrus latus (yellowfin seabream) is the source of this 2210-nucleotide messenger RNA. RefSeq lists its product as uncharacterized. Gene Ontology annotation, biological process: adaptive immune response. The coding region runs from base 463 to 1926 and encodes 487 amino acids. The transcript has 7 exons. The record is from RefSeq and is a predicted model, not a curated record. Gene Ontology annotation, molecular function: signaling receptor activity. Lineage: Eukaryota; Metazoa; Chordata; Actinopteri; Spariformes; Sparidae. Gene Ontology annotation, cellular component: membrane.